This is a messenger RNA of Perkinsus marinus ATCC 50983, 423 nucleotides long. RefSeq lists its product as hypothetical. The transcript is spliced from 4 exons. Gene Ontology annotation, biological process: tRNA wobble base 5-methoxycarbonylmethyl-2-thiouridinylation. Gene Ontology annotation, cellular component: cytoplasm; elongator holoenzyme complex; nucleus. The record is from RefSeq and is a predicted model, not a curated record. NCBI's taxonomy places the organism in Eukaryota, Perkinsozoa, Perkinsida, Perkinsidae. The coding region runs from base 1 to 423 and encodes 140 amino acids.
AUGCCCGACUUGCCUACUUCCGACCCCGAGAAGGACAGGGAGAUGUUCCAGUUCGUGCUGGAGACCCCCCAUCUACAGGCCGACCAUUGGAAGAUCUACCCUUGUGAGGUCACGCCUUUCAGCACCAUCGAGAGGUGGUAUAGUGAAGGCAGCUAUAUACCCUACACUGAGAAAAACCCGAAGUUGCUCGUGGACUUAUUGGUGUGGACUAAGGCUCGAGUGCAUCCCUGGAUACGGCUUAAUCGAGUGAUCCGGGAUAUUCCGGAGGUCUCCAUCAUCGCUGGCAACCAGAACACCAACCUUCGACAGAUGAUUUUCAAGGACCUCGCCAAGCAGGGAAAGUACUGCAGAUGCAUACGAUGCCGGGAAGUGAGGGAUUGGCCUGAAGACGAUUCCCUCCUACGACUCGUUAAGCGAUGGUAA